CUAUUGUUUUUGCUUGUCUCAGGAUAAAGUCCUCCCUCCUCGCACGGCAAACAAUCACAGAACAAACCACUAAAGGUCUGAUGUAGAAAAUGUUUUUUUUCUACAAAACCUUGCAUUUCCUCUCUACCCUCGUCCCUUCACAGGGCACUAUACCAAACACCAUUUCUAUCCUCUCUUGAAUUCUCUCCCUCCAUCGAACUUCAACCUCAGCUAGACAGUUCCACAAACACCUCCCACUCACACUAAAACCAUCCUCCAACCACCAACCUUACCAUUUGCUAACCUCAUGAAUCAUGGAAAGAUCACACAUAGCAUCAAAGUGAAGUAAACUGCGGGGUACAGCGGUUUUAGCUAAUGGCUUCAACAAGUUCAACACCAAGUGACCCUUCUAUUUCUCUGCAUGAAGACACAGCAAUCAGAGCUGUGAACAAGAGAUAUGAAGGGUUGAUUACUGUUAAAACAAAGGCAAUAAAGGGUAAAGGGGCAUGGUAUUGGGCUCAUUUAGAGCCAAUAUUGAUUAAAAACCCUGAUACAAAUCUCCCUAAAGCAGUAAAACUUAAGUGUUGUUUAUGUGAAGCUGUUUUUUCUGCUUCAAACCCAUCAAGAACUGCCACUGAACAUCUCAAGAAAGGAACUUGUUCUAAUUUUGUAUCAGUUUCAAGGCCCAAUUCAGCAAUUUCUCCGUUGCCUAUAUCUUCUUUGCCUUCCCCACCUUCAAAUAAUCAUAGAAAGAGAAGCUCGCAAAUGGGUACUGCUUUAAAGUCUCUAGCUUUAGUCGAGUCAAAUAAAUACUGCGACCAAGUUGGUUACUUUAAUUCUGGGUUUACUCCAAAAGGUCACGAUUUGGUGUUAUCUGGUGGAAAAGAGGAUUUAGGUGCAUUAGCAAUGUUGGAAGAUAGUGUAAAGAGGCUUAAAAGUCCAAAAGCCUCACCUGGUCCUUUGUUAAACAAGGAACAGGUUGAUUCUGCUCUUGAGUUAUUGAGUGAUUGGUUUUAUGAGGUUUGCGGGUCAGUAUCAUAUUCAAGUCUUGAUCAUCCGAAGUUUAGGGCUUUUCUUAAUCAAGUUGGUUUGCCUUGCUUGUCAAGGAGAGGCUUGUCUGGUGCUAGACUUGACAAUAGGUUUCACGAGGCAAAAUCUGAGGUGGAAGCUAGAAUUAGAGAUGCCAUGUUCUUUCAAGUUGCGUGUAAUGGAUGGAAGAGUAAUAAUUGUUGUAGUGGGGAAGAUAAUUUGGUUAAGUUUAGUGUAAAUCUUCCAAAUGGAACUAUUUUGUAUCACAAGGCCGUGUUAACUGGAGGAGGAUCAGUGUCGUCUAAGUAUGCAGAGGAGAUUAUGUGGGAGGCAGUGACGGGGAUAUGUGGUAGUGGUUUGCAGAGAUGUGUGGGGAUAGUUUCUGAUGAGUACAAGGCUGAGGCAUUGAGGAACUUGGAGAUCCAGUAUCAGUGGAUGGUGAAUCUCUCUUGCCAGGUUCAGGGGUUUACUAGUUUGAUCAAGGAUUUUAGCAAGGAGCAUCAACUUUUCAAGACUGUUACUGAGAAUUGCUUGAAGCUUGCUAAUUUUGUAAAUAAUACAUCUCAAGUUAGGAAUAGCUUCCAGAAGUACAGGAUGCAAGAGCUUGAUUACACUGGGUUGCUUCGAGUUCCUUGGUGCAAAUGUGAUUGUGUAAAGGACUUUGCGCCUGUUUCUGCAAUGUUGGAGGAUGUAUUGAGCUGUGCCCGUGUGCUCCAAAUGGUUAUCUUAGACGAGUCAUAUAAGUUGAUGAGUGUUGAGGAUCCUGUCGCUAGAGAGGUCUCUGGGAUGAUUCAAAGUGAGGCCUUUUGGAAUGAGUUGGAGGCUGUUUAUUCACUAAUGAAGCUCAUCAGAGGGAUGGCUCAAGAGAUUGAGGCUGAGCGGCCAUUGAUAGGGCAUUGCCUUCCUCUCUGGCAAGAACUGAAAGCAAAGGUGAAGGAAUGGUGUGCAAGAUUCAAUAUCGCUGAAGGCCAAGUUGAGAAAAUAGUUGAAAAGAGAUUCAGAAAGAACUAUCACCCAGCGUGGUCUGCUGCGUUUAUACUCGACCCUCGUUAUUUGAUGCGGGACACAAGUGGAAAAUACCUUCCACCUUUCAAGUGCUUGACUCAUGAGCAGGAAAAGGAUGUUGAUAAGCUUAUAACCCGUUUGGCAUCCAGGGAAGAAGCUCAUGUUGCCUUAAUGGAGCUUAUGAAAUGGAGAUCAGAUGGAUUAGACCCGCUGUAUGCGCAGGCUGUUCAGGUUAAACAGCGAGACCCUUUGACUGGAAAGAUGAAAAUUGCAAAUCCUCAAGGCAGCAGGCUAGUGUGGGAAACUUGCCUGAGUGAUUAUAAAACACUAGGGAAGGUUGCAGUUAGGCUUAUCUUUCUCCAUGCGACCUCAAGCGGGUUUAAGUGCAAUUGGUCUUGCAUGAAAUGGUUUUGUAUCCAUAGAAACUCAAGGGUGGGCCUUGAAAGGGCUCAGAAGAUGAUAUUCAUCGCAGCUCAUGCAAAGCUUGAAAGACGUGAUUUCUCAAAUGAAGAAGAAAAGGAUGGAGAGCUAUUCCGCAUGGCAGGAUGUGAAGAUGACAUGCUCAACGAAGUCUUUGUCGAGGCACCAUCAGUAACAACCAAAGAAAGUUGGCAUUGGUACUGGUGUCGUCAAGGCAAAGUAACUUUGAAACAAGUUUUUCUUGUCCAAUAUGGUGAACUAGCACAAAUACUUUCUCAGGAGUGCUUUUCUCAAUAGAUGAGUAAAUGUUGCAAAAAUGGGGUCGACUGGAUUUAUUCAUCAUUAGACAAUGUUGUAUGAAUCAUUUGCAAUGAAUUCAUAUACAGUAACAACCAGCUUUAUUUA
Populus euphratica (Euphrates poplar) is the source of this 2838-nucleotide messenger RNA. RefSeq lists its product as uncharacterized. Bases 355 to 2730 code for a protein of 791 amino acids. The transcript has 3 exons. NCBI's taxonomy places the organism in Eukaryota, Viridiplantae, Streptophyta, Magnoliopsida, Malpighiales, Salicaceae. The record is from RefSeq and is a predicted model, not a curated record.